AUGACCAACAGCAGUAGUGACGACGAAUACAAGUCCGGCGCAGUCCGCCAGGAGAAGUUCGACGCAACACUGGCCCACUAUGGCGAGGCUGAAGUCGGUGGCAUCGAGAAGAAGAACUUGGUCCGCAAGAUCGACUGGAAACUAUUGCUCAUUCUCGGCGCUCUAUACUUCAUCUCCCUCAUCGACCGCACCAACAUCGCCAACGCUCCAGACUGGGAGUGUGGAAGAUGA
This is a messenger RNA of Macroventuria anomochaeta, 231 nucleotides long. RefSeq lists its product as uncharacterized. The transcript has 2 exons. The coding region runs from base 1 to 231 and encodes 76 amino acids. The record is from RefSeq and is a predicted model, not a curated record. Lineage: Eukaryota; Fungi; Ascomycota; Dothideomycetes; Pleosporales; Didymellaceae.